Messenger RNA from Botrytis cinerea B05.10, 1672 nucleotides. RefSeq lists its product as hypothetical. Gene Ontology annotation, molecular function: zinc ion binding; ubiquitin protein ligase activity. The transcript has 3 exons. The record is from RefSeq and is a predicted model, not a curated record. NCBI's taxonomy places the organism in Eukaryota, Fungi, Ascomycota, Leotiomycetes, Helotiales, Sclerotiniaceae. Bases 336 to 1415 code for a protein of 359 amino acids.
GGGGUAUUUCAGGCUCCCUCCUCCAUUGCCACAUCUCACACGUCUUUCUCAUUAAACAUUUCCCCUUGACAGACAACAAACGAGAAUUGAUCACAGAUUUUAACUAUGUGAUGUUUCAAUGAGAAACUCGUUCUCAAAAAGUAUAAGUAAUUGAUGCUUCUUCAUCGAAAUACAACCAUUUCAUUGAUUCCUUUUUCAUACUCUUCAUACUCCCCAUACGCACAUCUAUUCCUGACACGCUCAAUUCUACAAUUGUGUGGAUCAUCAACUUCCUCUACCACUUCCUGUAAUCAGCAUUCCAAACUUCCUACAAAACCCCCUUUUAUCAAUCCAUUAUGCCUCGCGCCAAACGUACCGUUCAAGAGGUUGAGGAAGUCGAGGCAAUUGAUUGGAGUCGAUUGGUUGUGACUGAAUUGAAAGCUGAACUCGAGCGUCGUCAACUCCCAAAGACGGGCAAGAAAGCAGACUUGGUAGCACGUCUUAAAGCUGAUGAUGAUGAAUCAUUGAACAGUGAACCCAAAGCUCCUGUCAUUCAACCUUCUCCUGCUGAAGCUGGUCCUUCUACCACUUCUGAUGCACCACCAAAGAAGAAGAGAGCCAAGAAGGAAAAGAGUCCUGAUGUUGUGAUCGAAGGACAGCUUGCAUCUGACGUCGUCAUCUAUCAAAAUGUUGAUACUCGUAAUGGAGAGAGACGAGAGAGAGAAUUUGUUGCAGAGCCUGAUGCAAAGUUCAAGGAUAAGGUCAAGCGAAUCAAAAAGGAGCGUAUGUUCAUGUUGAACAGGCAGAAAAUUGUCGAUGCGAAUGGAAGAGCUCGUGAGGAAUUCGAUAUUGCUGGUAGUACCGGUAAUAUUUAUCAAACCAAAAUUGGACGCGUUCCAAGUUGUACCUGCAUGGAUGCAAGAAUCCGUGGUCAAAAAUGCAAGCACAUUAAUUAUGCCCUGAUCAUCAUUUACAAGGCGCCCAUGCAUCUUUGCUAUCAACAAGCAUUCUUAUCCCAUGAACUGGAGUUCAUCUGGGCCAACGCACCCGUCACUCGUGCACCUGACGGACACGACCCUAAUGCCGGUCCCGAAGAUGAGAGCAACUACAAUGGCAAACGCAAGCCCAUCGACGGCGAAUGUCCCAUCUGUGUCUUCGAUAUGGAACCUGACACCGAAGAGAUCGUCUGGUGUAAAGCAGCUUGUGGUCAGAAUUUCCACAAAGAUUGUUUUGCCCAAUGGAAAGCUAGUAAGCAUGGUGGAGCUGUGGCUUGUGUUUAUUGUCGUACUCCUUGGCAAGAUGAUGACGCACCUCCUAGACCUGUUCCCGGUAGUUUGGCUUCGCUAAAGGAAUCCGCACCCAAGGUGGGCAGUUAUAAGAACAUUGGUCACACUGAUAUGUAUUCUCAGGCUGUGUCUGGAAAGAAAAAGGGUUGAACGUUGCUUUAUGUCGCAUUUUCUUCCACAAUGAAAAGAUCAAAAUGUCAACUUUCUUGGAGAAGGUUGAUGAAUGCGUAAAUGCAUUCUUGCAGUAGCUAUGGGAAAGGCAAACUUCUGAUGGCUGGAAAAAAAAAAGAGGACAAAUGUAUCGCUGGGUUUUACUAUAGGGUUUCCAGCACAUAAAACACGAUGUUACGAAUUUCUUUCUCACAAUUUACAACCCAAGGAGGCAGGGGGGAGAUGUAAUAUAUCCA